Messenger RNA from Morus notabilis, 657 nucleotides. RefSeq lists its product as uncharacterized. The record is from RefSeq and is a predicted model, not a curated record. The transcript is spliced from 4 exons. The coding region runs from base 1 to 657 and encodes 218 amino acids. NCBI's taxonomy places the organism in Eukaryota, Viridiplantae, Streptophyta, Magnoliopsida, Rosales, Moraceae.
AUGGAGGGAAAAGGCGGCGCAGAAAAUCAGGAGAGAGGGUCUUCGAGCGAUGAAAGCGAGCUGUCGAUAUCCUUUAGCGACAAUUCGAGUAAAAGCUCCGACAUCACUUCGGAUGAAACCGGCGAAACUGACCAUGGUGAUCCAUUUGGGGACCUGUAUUGCCAGUACAAUGAGACAAUUAGUCCUUAUGACAGAAUCCCUUUAACUGAAAAGAUCAAGGAAUUGGCCAAUGAAUAUCCUGGUUUGAUGAAGUUUCAAAGCACAGAUCUCUCUCCUUAUAGUUGGAUAGCCAUUGCUUGGUAUCCCAUUUAUCAGAUUCCAUUAACCAAGAAUGUGAAGGAAUUAUCAGCAUGUUUUCUUACAUUUCACCAUUUGUCCUCCUUCAAAGAGGAACAAAGCAAGAUGUUUCCAUUUAUAAACUGUGUGGAAAAGGAGCAUACUGGGGGAGUUUGCAGGGACCAUGAAGAGAAAAGUGAAAUUGCGGUUCCGCCUUUUGCAGCUUUAACCUAUAAGAUGAACGGCGAGCUUUGGAUGAAUCCGGCGACAUCGGAUCAGGAGAAGAUUGCCUCAUAUCUAGAUGCUGCAAGUUCCUGGUUGAAGCUUCUUGAUUUCAACCAUCAUGAUUUCAAUUUCUUCAUCUCUCGUAGAAGAUUCUGA